Messenger RNA from Aspergillus calidoustus, 675 nucleotides. Lineage: Eukaryota; Fungi; Ascomycota; Eurotiomycetes; Eurotiales; Aspergillaceae. The record is from the annotation of a GenBank genome assembly.
AUGUACUCCGGCCAUUUGCUCCUCAUGGUAUCCUUGUACCGAAUGCUUUUCAACGAUGACAAGUAUAACGAGGAAAAUGCAUUGUCCUUUACCUGGAAUCCCAUCUUCUGGGGCAUGGGACCAGAAAACAUCUUUAUCGUCUGCAACCAAUUCCUGAUCAUUGCCAUGAAAUAUAACGAUAGCCGCGAUGGCACAAACGUCGUGAAGGAAGUACUGAGCAAGUACUCCGCUGCCUGGAAAGAAAAAGGUAUGAUGGGGGAUAAUGGUCUAUUUAUUAGCUGCCCUAUUACUUUCGCACUCCGCGACCUCAUCGCGAAAGAGCACGACUUAAGCCCAGACUACCCUGCCACCAUUACCCAAGCCCGCGAAAUCGCAGCAAACACACCCACCAAGCCCGAACCCCCUUUUCCACGGCCUGUGUUUGGGUACAUCCUUCUCUCCGCCUCUGAGUUGGGAGACGACGACGGCAGAACUCUCCGUGGCUUGUUGAACCAUGUCGAUCGGUUCUUCAACCCGACCUGGCAGGAUGGCGGCCUGUACUACCCCGUCAACCCGCGACAGGCUGACGAUGAUGGAAAAUGGACCGAGGUUGAGCCCUUUACGGGUAAUAGCGCAGUGGCGUACGCCCGGCUGAAUGUGCGUGGUGGGCAGAGGAAGAUGUGGGAGGAACCAUAG